UGUCAAAAUCUGGCCACCGAAGAACACGUGGAGAGUUGUUUAUCGUAAUAAUAAGUGAAGUUUGUACAGUCUGUUACGUUUUGAAGCUAGCUAGCCCCCGCCCUUCUGAAGUUUUCACAUGUCGCUUCUAAACAUCUAACUGUCCGUUAUCAUUAUAAAUGAUUUUCCAUAUCACGAAACUGGUUACUGUGCGCGAUUUGCGGCACCAUUGUGGUGAGGGAAUUCACACAAUUUCAGUGGUGUCGCCGUAACUCAUUUCCUCCGUUCGUGUCUUGCCAUCGACGAAACCAAAAUAAUUGUAUAGGAACUGGAAGCCGUCGGGAAGUUGUGCAUUUCUGGGAAUAUCGGUCUGGUUGUUUUACGCGGGUUGGUUAUUAUGUAUACCUUGCCGCUUUGCACCUUGCUCAGUGCAAAUUUUCGCACCUUAAACUGUUAAAACAGAACUUGCAUAUGAGGAGCAGCUAGAGGCAAACAUACAGAGGAUGUGGUAGCAAAAAAUGUAACGUUUGAUCACACUAAUAUCGCUAUAUAUGAAUGUCAAAAAUCUUUAGGAAGAUGCUUCGUUUCACAUGUGCUUAUAGCUCUGGUUCAGCUGCGCUAAAAUGUCUUAAUCCCUAAAACCUGGCUUACGACUAAUGGGCAACGAUGAGAAAGACUAGAAUACUUUAGGCAAUUUGUAAUGCUGCAUAUCGUGGACAGCAAUAAUAAGGAAUGGCUAUAGUAGAGAUACAUAUAUAUGUAAUCAGAAACCAGAAAAUAGUUUAUACUUGACUAGUUCACUUUCUAAAGUGUCAUUUAUAAUGCGUUUUCAUAAUAAAUAUGAAAAUCGACCCGCAGCCAUCCCAACAAACCAAAAUAAUUAUCACUAUGUUAUCAUGUAUUGCCAUGUUUGGCCCCAUGUAUACUUUCUGAAAGUAUACCUGAAAAAUUGUUGACCUCUGCAAUAUAGAACUGAUUACUUGGUAAUGUACUGUGCAGGGUCUCUUGCUACUUAGCAUAAUUGACUGGAACCAUACAGGAAAGUAAAUGUCUUAUUAGGGAAAUGUGGUCACACAGAAUCUAAGAAGUAUCUGAAUCAACUUAGUUUUGUGUAUAAAUACCCCAAAUUAUAGUAAUUAUGGACUCUCAGGUGGGUAAGCUUGUACAUGCAGCUGAGUGGAAACGAUGGGUUGAGGUGAUUUUUUAAUUUUAGUUUUAAUACGCAUGCAAAUUCGCCUCCGGAAAACAGCAGCCUUCUUCGGAUGCCACAUAGGGUGGUAAUGGGGUGCAGUUUGAUGUUUUAUGGACAAACAACUUUUUGGGAGAUUUCAGCGAGUGAUGACGUAGCGAGCAGCGAAGUUGAGACCUCGGGCGAGGGCAGAUCUGUUGCGGCGCGGCGUUAAAGUGCGACGGUCAUCUGCGAGUCCCGGACGCGGCCAAGCGUCCAGCCCAGCCCCGGCGCAGUCGGCUCCACACGGGGGGCCAUCUAAUCGCCAAAACUUAUUCGCUUGGGUCGCGAUCGCACCCGAGUUUUGCCAGGACCGAGUUGCCGUUUUCAGGUGGCGGCGACGAGUUUGAACCCUGCAGCUGCAGGGGCGAGACGCAGACGGUCGCUGGCGGAUCCUCGGUCUCGCUUAGGAAAUAUGCUCAAUUUAAUCAACGUUUACCGUCAAAAAACCUCGGAUCCAUGGUGAAGAGAAAGAGGAUACCGCCUGCUCCCGAACAACACAAAAAUGGGAUGACCGUGAACCCCGGAGACGGCAGCGGGGACGAAGGGGUGAAGGAUUUGAGCCGAAAGCUUGAAGGUUGCGAGGAGGAGGAGAGCGGCGAGCAGGGGAGCGAGGAGAGCAAUACAAAGGGAGCCGGCGAUGGGAUCCCCGAUCCAGCAUUUGCGGGUCCGUCCGAGCCGCCGGCGGUACCCUCCACCUCUACCCCAACUCUACCGGGACACAACUCUAACGCCCCGCAGCAGCCCUCCGCCCCGACCGCCCAGAGCCAGGACCAGCAUCAUUUCCUGAGGUCCAGCGUCCGACCUCCCAACAAAAGGCUGCGGAAGGAUGCCAUCGCCUCCCCCGCGAACGGGCACAGCGGUGCCCGGGGGAAAGCUGUGGAGAAUGGGGCACCUGUGCCUGUGGGCUGUGGCCAGUCAGGAUCCCCUGUGGGCCUGGCCGGCGGCGUCUCUAAGGCUGCCCCUCGGAACCUGGGGCCCAGUGACAAAGAGGAGGUGGGCAGCAGCCAGAAGAAGGCACGGCGGCAGUGGGAGUCCUGGAGCACGGAGGACAAAAACUCCUUCUUCGAAGGGCUUUAUGAGCACGGGAAGGAUUUCGAAGCCAUUCAGAACAACAUUGCACUAAAGUACAAGAAGAAGGGAAAGCCAGCAAGUAUGGUGAAGAACAAGGAACAGGUGCGACACUUCUACUACCGCACCUGGCACAAGAUCUCCAAGUACAUCGACUUCAGCAACGUCUACUCCCGGGUGAUGAAGAAGUCGUCACGGGAGCUCUACGGCCUCAUCUGCUAUGCGGAGCUCAGGAAGAAGGUCGGCGGACUGAUGGACGACAAGAACGUCGCCAAGCUGAACGAGCUCAUCCAGCAGGGGGCCACCACGGUGCGCUCCAAAGGUCGCAACCUGCGCAUCAAGGCGCCCAUGUGCCGCGCCCUGAAGAAGCUCUGCGAUCCCGAAGGCGUGAGUGAUGAGGAGGACCAGAAGCCAGUGCGGCUCCCCCUGAAGGUCCCUGUGGAGCUACAACCAAGGAGCAACCACUCCUGGGCACGAGUGCAGAGCCUAGCACAUAACCCCAGACUGAGGAUGGUGGUGGAGCUCCACAGGAAGGUGUCCAGCCUCAUCGAGUUUCUCAAGCAGAAGUGGGCUGUUCAGGACCAGCGCCUUUGGAAGAGCCUAGUGGAGUGGGAGCCGUUGGAGGGCCAGCAGCGCUCUGCGUGGGGCAUGGAGGAGGAGGAACUCUUCCUGUACCCGGCGGAGAGCAGCACGCUGACGGCGCUGCCCGGCGUCGCCCGCGUCGUUCACUCCAAAGCCUUCUGCACUGUGCACUGGCUGGAAAGUGGCAAGUGCCGCCCCAAUGCCAAGGACCUGCCUGCCGCCCAGAUCCUGGGCAUCCAGGCGGCCCCCAGGGGCCACGGGCGGCAGGGCCGUGUUGGAGGAGGGGAGGUGCGGCGAGCAGACGGGGGGGGUGCGGCCGAAGGGACCGACGGUCUGCCUGCCGACGGGCCGGAUGAAAAGAACUCUCUGAACCUCUCGCAGAGUGUCAGCUCCCUGCCCCAGUCCUUUCUCAUCCCUGGACAGAAGGAGAGGAGUGCCCAGCCAGUGCUGGAGGGGAACUCCCCCCUGAGCAGUCCGGGGGAGAGGCUGGCGCUCAGGGCUGUGGGGGGUGAGGAUCCAGACAGGCAGGGUCCUGGCCCAUCGCCGAAGGAGGGCACUCCAACGGAAGGCAGCUCAUCACCUGGGAAGGAGCCGCCCAGCUCUCUCAGGGAUCCUUGUGGGGAGGAGAGGACAGCAGGGGGCGCUCUGUCUCCUGAGAGGCAGGGAGCCGGUGCAGAGGUCCUGCCUCCUCCAGUGCCGCCAGGGGACGUUUGCACUAAAGACGGCCCGACGUCAGAUGAGGGCGCCCCCGAGUUGGGGCGCAGAGGCGGCGGUGGCAGGGGGGCCGGGAAGGAGGAAGAGGUGGCGGGGGGGGCUGCGCCGUGCAGCCGCCCCCCCGAGCAGAUCCGUGAGGAGGGCUGGAGUUCCCACAGCACAGAGAAAGUGACACUAGCUGAGCUCUACCUCAUGCUGGGCAAGCCAGGCAAACUGCAGCUGGAGUAUGAUUGGCUGCCCGUGUCCCGCCAGGAUGGCCGGCCACAGCCCCAGCCCCUGCCCCCCCCCAGCAUGCACCGUGUGCUGCGCUGCCUGCUGCGGCUCGUCACCACCGAGGUCAACCCCAAGCCGGCGCCCGAGCUGUGCUCCACCGCCACCUCCCCAGUGAAGCCCACCCUGGAGGAUCAGGCUUUCACCCCCCCAGGGAAGACUCUCACACUGGGGGUCCGCAGCCCGAGCUGUGUCCGGCAACAGGCUUCUAUCCGGGCGGGCCCACGAAACCUUCCACGCCCCCUGCUGGUGGCAGGCGCCUCCGACGCAGACAGCAGCCUCUUCGCCAUCCCCACCACGCUGCCCCCCAACAGUCGCCACGGCAAGAUGUUCUCCCCCAACAAGGAGGCGGAGAGGGCACUGAGGCAGCAGCUGGACUCCAUCAGUAAGCAGUCUGACCUCUUUCUCCCCAAACCGCGCAAGAUCAGGAGUCGGCACAAGUCACUGGUGGUGCAGAGGACGCUGCUCCCUCGGACGACAGGGGAUACUCCGCAACAUGUCUGCUCCUUCUCCAUUCUCUCUAACUCAUCUGUGGCAGUAACUGGUUCUUUCCGGCCGAUCCAGCCGUCACUGCCUUCAGCUUCCCGCUCCCUGAUUCCCAGUACGUCCACCCAGCUCUCCAGUACGAUCGAUCUGGCAGCCAAGUCGGCGGGAAUCAUCCCCUGCAGCCCUGCCCAUGAGCCUGCAGCUCCAGCCCCAGAGAGCCUCCUGCUGUCCCCCAGUCCAGUGGCCACCGAGCCGGAGGGAGGCCUGGUUCACCAGCCCACAGCAGACAUGGUAUCUGAAGAGGUGACACUACGAAGCAGCCCGCCGCUGCCCCCUGCAGACGCAGACUCGCUACUGUCCCCCCCGAGUGUGGCGUCCCUGUUAGACCUGUCACUGCCGGGUCCGCCAGAGGAGGUGAUGUCCCAGGGCGAGCCGGCCACGCAGAUCAGCGAUUCCAUCAUUGAGCUGGCUAUCAACUCACACUACGGUGACGGACCUUCACUGUCCCCAGCUAAGCUGAAUGGCACUGACGUCUCAAAGAGCCUCCCAUCCCCCACGGGCAGCCCCCACCGCAGCUGGAUCGCAUCACCCACGCACGACCCGCAGUGGUACCCCAGUGACUCCAGUGACUCCUCGCUGGGCUGCCUGCUCUCAAGCCUGAUCUCCCCAGAGAAGGGCCGCAAGAUGUCCCUGCCAGUGCCCAGCCUGCUGGACAGCAGCUCCCACGACUCCUUCCAUGCCCGUGGCCUUGUUGACGUCGCAGAGGUGGACUCUCAGCUUGCCUGCAUGAUGAGUGAGAACAGCGUGGACUACAUCACCCGCUUCAACGACUUGGCGCAGGAGUUGUCCCUCCCCCCCCAUGGUCACGGCAGCACGGGCUAAGGGGGGACAUAAGAGGUCUGGAUGGAUGUCUGGAGAUCAGUUUAUUUUAUUUUUUUUUAAUUUUUUAACUACAAAGAAGCUCUAUGGAGACGAAUGUGCAAUAGAAGGUGAUGAGGACAUCGGCGCGGUUGGUAUCCUGGACAGCCCCGCGGCACCCCCCCAUGCCGCCCUGUGUGGGGUAUGGGACCCCCCCGAAAGCCCUGCCGCUCCUCGCUGCGGCUUCCCUAAUAUUAAACACUUCGGUAAAAUUUCUACGCUAGAACUGAACGUUGUUUACAAAAUGUGGCUUUUACGCAAAAGGCUGCCCCCCCCCUUUCAUUCGCAGUACCUCUAUUCGCAUACAACCUUUUAUUCCACUGGGCGGGUGUCUGAGUAGGAUGCCAGGCUCAUGUGACAGUUUUAAGAGAUUUUAAUUUUUAAUUACUAUUUUUUUUUUUUUUAUUUCCUCUUCCACUGUCAUCCAAUGAGAUUAGUGUAAAAUUGAUGUAGCCACCUGUACCGGUGCCCUGAGAUUCCCAGGUAUGUACAGUGCAAGCAACUGUGAAAGGUUGUGAAACUUCUCUCACUUGUAGUGAAAGUUCAAAUAGGAGAAACUGACAUGGAAUUUUGAGAAAGAUUGAGAUAUUCUAUGCUAGGACACUUUCUGUAGAUUUCAGGGUUUUUUUUCUUUUCUUAAUUUCUUUUAUGGGUUUUCACUUCCUGUGCAAAACUGAGCCUGAUCCCCCAGAUUCUUUCCAAGUUAAUUUAUGCACUGUUCUGAGGGAUUUUGUUACCUAUGUGUCAGUUCACAAGGGGAGGUGGCUAACGGGGAUAGCUCUGACAACUAUUAGUGUUAACUUAUUGACGCAAAUAACCAUGACCACCAAAAUCUGGGGUACCGCAGUAAGGACACAAUUCUUCCAUUUAUGAAGCAAAGGUCCCUUUUUUUAUAGCAGGGCACUGGCUGUCAUGCUGUUGGAUGUCCUCCAUCAGUCCAGCAGUCUGAAGGUGGUGUAGAAGCUGCCCUGUUUCGUUACGCCUUCAUGUGUAGUCUUUUAGACGCGAAAGCAUUGGCCAUGUUUUAGACUCUGCGUUUUGUAACUUGUAAAUAGUUUUGUCCAUGUGGAUAGAUGCAUUAAAAAAAUAUAUAUAUAAAAAAUAUAUAUAUAUCUGCCUCUUAAAAAUUCUUGUGGAAAUUUGAAUAAGCCAUAUAAGAAGAUAUUGCAGCUGGUGUGAAUUUAAAUUGUAAUUGUAAGCUCUUCUGUUUUUUUUUUUGUUUUUUUUUGUUAUUUAAGAGGUUUUUCCUUCAUUUGGACUGAGAUAUCCCUGAGAUGAUCAAGGGGGGAGAGGAGAUGAUGAUGAUGAUGAUGAUGAUGAUGAUGAUGAUGAUGGAGACGUGCUCCGUGGGCCUCUCAUACUGGGUUUAUGUCCUGGUUUGCUCUGUGUGUCACACGUGAACCUGCGCUUGAUGUGGACUGUGCCUGACCAAUAGGAUUUUAUCUUGAUGCUGUGUCCUCCUUUUGCUCUUUCUGACUCAUCCCACCCACCAUCCACCAGCAUACUGACUCGGACCGACUGCAGGACUAACAUACAUAGGAUGAUGCGUGUCAGGUGUCCCGAUGCCCUCGUUCAGAAAUCACAGGAUUGGUUCUCCGUGUUGUCCGGCAGGGAAAUGGCCCCUCCUCAUGCAGGCUGUAGUAGACUAGAAAAUCCACAUAAGACAAAGAUGGUAUUUCCAGCCUAAUAGUUCUGGUUAUUCUAAGCUAAUACUCUUCAAUCUGUCUAUUAUGAAGUACAUUUUAUAGAGAGCAUUCAGUACAGAAUAUUAAAACGGGCCACAAUGAUUCAUAGUGUGAACGUUUUUAGCAAAAUAUGAAAUGUAUUAAACUGAGCUUUUCUUGACUGUAUAUUUGUGAGAAUAUUCAUUAGUAAGGUUAUUACAUCCUAUAUCCAUCAUGAGUGGGACAAAUAUCCCAGCAGAAGUGUUUGUGUAGGGAAAUGACGCUGCCUUUAGUCCUCCAUAAUUUUGCCAUGCCUGUGAUGCUGCAAGGCAUUCAGAUCUGCUCAGCAAAUUCAACCAGUUUUAACAACUUAGGAACCAAGUGUAAAUUGAGAAUUUGAGCCUUUGGUGAUAGCCCAUGUAUAUAUUUACAUGUAGACAAACUUGCAUGUUCGAUUGGUUUUCAGUUGCAUCAAGUAUGAGGCUUUAAACCACAGAUGUCAUUAAGAUGGGAAUUUAACUACUGUGCUGUUUGAUUUUUAGUAUCCACCCGGUCCCCAGGGUAACUACAUGCUGGCUUUACUUUCUAGUUGACCCCCCCCCCCCCCCCCAUUUCAGUUUGAGGCUCACAUGUAGGCAAGAACAUGGAUUAUGUUUGAAUACAAGGUGUUUGUAUUUGCAUAACAAUUCCAAAUCCGACCUUACCUUUUGUAACAUAUUGUAAAUUAUUUGGACUAUUUAUUGUUAACAAUUGAGAAAAAAAAUGUUUUGGUUAUUUAAUAUUCAGGCUGAACUGUUAAAGCUGCAGUUUUAAGAGUUGCAAGUUUGUAAAAGGUGUUUUUACUCUUGUGGUUAUAAAUACAGUUUUAAAAAAUU
Brienomyrus brachyistius is the source of this 7787-nucleotide messenger RNA. It is a transcript of the gene cramp1, whose product is annotated as cramped chromatin regulator homolog 1. The record is from RefSeq and is a predicted model, not a curated record. The transcript is spliced from 20 exons. Lineage: Eukaryota; Metazoa; Chordata; Actinopteri; Osteoglossiformes; Mormyridae. Gene Ontology annotation, biological process: pattern specification process. Bases 1667 to 5212 code for a protein of 1181 amino acids. Gene Ontology annotation, cellular component: nucleus. Gene Ontology annotation, molecular function: chromatin binding.